AUGGCGCUAGUACUAGGUCUUGCCUUUUAUUUCUCCACGGGCCUCAGUGAUGAGGCUACUGCAAGAAUGACCACAUCUGUAGCGGCAAUUCGAGCAUCUGACUCUCCACAUUUGUGGAGACAAUUGUCCUCCCGUUGUUUGCAAGGACGAGUUUUCAUGUAUUGUGGCUCGAUUGCAAGUUUGCAAGCGGCCGUCAUGUUUCUUCUAGACGGCUAUGAAGACUCCCUAGAGCUGGAUGCACUCCUUGUAACUGCCAUCUCUGGUGCUCGAAAGUUACAGCUGCAUCGGCUAGGGGAUGCGGACUUGAAUUUGGCCGCUUCUUUACCCGAUAUAUCCGACCUGGAAUUGGAUCGUCUUUUGCUUUUUCUACCGUCAUACGAACAGAAAUUGGUGUUAGGAUAUGGCUACUACAACAUACUUCCGUCCACAUUCAACACUCGGAUCCCGUUGCACAUCAAUGAUGAUCAUCUCUGCCCAACUGAUGCAGGGUCAUGGGCUAGGCUCACUGAAAGACCCCGUUCAGAGUUUACCAUGCUCUCCUACACGAUUUACACUCUCGAGAUGGUGACCCUUAUGCGAGAAUCACUGGACCUUCGAGACGCAUUUCACAAAUUCUCCCCUAAGUCCCCGGACGAGAAGGCCAAGAUACGACAAAACCUCACUGAGAAGCACGAAAUUCCUUGCUGA
Penicillium maclennaniae is the source of this 687-nucleotide messenger RNA. Its product is annotated as C6 transcription factor. Bases 1 to 687 code for a protein of 228 amino acids. NCBI's taxonomy places the organism in Eukaryota, Fungi, Ascomycota, Eurotiomycetes, Eurotiales, Aspergillaceae. The transcript has 3 exons. The record is from RefSeq and is a predicted model, not a curated record.